This is a messenger RNA of Panicum hallii, 496 nucleotides long. RefSeq lists its product as uncharacterized. The record is from RefSeq and is a predicted model, not a curated record. The coding region runs from base 7 to 456 and encodes 149 amino acids. The transcript is spliced from 3 exons. NCBI's taxonomy places the organism in Eukaryota, Viridiplantae, Streptophyta, Magnoliopsida, Poales, Poaceae.
AUUGUCAUGAAGGUCGGAGGAGGAAAGAAGCAUGGACGGUACUGGAUUUGCGACGGCGCGAUCGACUCCUCUUCUACUCCGACUCUAUCUCAGAUAAAAGCACGGCAAACGAGCUCGAGCGCAGGCAUCCGACCUCGUCCGGACAGUUCGACGACCCGUCUCCAGGCACUCCAGGCUCAGCUGGAAGAAGAGAGGAGAGAACGUAUGGAGUUGGAGGCAAGGAUGAGGGCGGAGAUGGAGGCCGAGCGGGAGGCUGACCGACAGAGGAUGGCGAGCAUGUUCGCGUACAUUCAGAGUCUUGGCGCCGCGACGGGUCUACCUCCGCCACCUCCCUUCGUCACCCUACCUAGACCACCCACCGAUCCGUUUUCUACUUCAAAUCAGUCGGCGGCCUCCAAUGAUCCGUAUAUUUCUCCAAAUCAGACCAACCGGAACAACUGGCCACCUUCGGCAUAGAUGAUGGAGUUAUUUGCAUUUGAGACUUAGCUAGAUUGAA